CAGAUUUACACAGUACUUAUCAAUCCACACAAAGAGGCUCUGCGGUCUGCUCCAACCCUUGUUAAAAGAAGAUAUUCCGAUUUUGAGAAUCUCCACCAGCAGCUGAAGAAGAAAUACCCACCGGCUAUGACAAACAUUUCAUUCCCCCGGAAAGUUUUCACUGGGAACUUCACCAGCGAGACCAUUGCUAAACGCAGUACAGCUUUUGAACAGUACCUGGCCCACCUGUUCUCUUACUUCGAAAUCAGGUACUCUUAUGAUUUUAUGUAUUUCUUUGUCCAGGAUGACUUCACCACUGCGAUUCAGUGUUUCCUAAACAAAGAUUACAGCACUGCUGCAUGCUCUUUUGAGAAAACUCUUCCAGUCAUAGAGAAACUGUAUGGGGACUCACACCCCCACGUAUUCAACUGUCUGUGCGGUCUGGUGAUAUCAUAUUCAAAUAUGGAGAAAUAUGCCGUGGCUGAAGCUUGCGCUGAGGUGGCCUUGAAAUGCAGUGGCGCUGCAGAUGAUGAGACUAUGGCAUCCCUCAUGAUGACUACCAUCAGGCUGUGCUGGACUCUGGGCAAGGAUAAACAAGACUUGGAGAAGAGACUGCUGGAUAUUAG
This is a messenger RNA of Lymnaea stagnalis (great pond snail), 605 nucleotides long. NCBI's taxonomy places the organism in Eukaryota, Metazoa, Mollusca, Gastropoda, Lymnaeidae. The record is from the annotation of a GenBank genome assembly.